ACAUUUGUGUCUACCUUAUAGGGAAAGAGGAUGUUAUGAUGACAGCAGGAAGAAGGCGAAGGGAUUACAUGAAUGUAUGAUCGAUCCAUAUGGAACAGAGGAGUGCAGUACAUGUGACCAGACCAGGCUGGCCUUCUCACAGUCAGCAGAAACUGGAGGUACAGAUGCUUCUAAUCUGCCAAAGUAGAGAAAAAUGGAAAGAAAACAUCAAGUCGGUAGGAAGAAUGGCAGCUGGAAUUGUCUUCUUCUUCUCCUGAUCCUACUCAUCUUUACUGUGGUGUGCAUCAACCUAGUGCUCUAUGUUUACCUAGAGCAUGCCUAUGUGUCCACCGGAUUCAGUCAUGGGGAUCCCAACGUCUGUCCCCAAGGCUACUUCAAGAUUGGAGCAAUGAAGAACUGCUCUGCUUGGUUGACCUGUGAGGGCCUCGACAGGGAGGUCCGCAAGUUAAAACUUGUCGGAGAAGGAGCAGUAAAAAAGGUAUACCUGUCUGAGUGGAAAGAAAUGAAGGUGGCUCUGUCUCACCUAACAGUUUCGUCUCUGCAAGCUGAUUUUCUUCAUGGUUUACGAAUGCUAAAGUCCCUACAGAGCAGACAUGUAGUUACACUUGUGGGUUAUUGUGAGGAUAAUAAGAGUAUAUUAACAGAGUACCAUCCAUUGGGCUCCCUGAAAAAUCUGGAUGCUACCUUUAACCUCCCGAAGUACCAGUACCUAAAUACCUGGCAAAAUCGUCUGGAGCUUGCCAUAGACUAUGUGAGUAUAAUCGGUUACCUUCACAGCAGUCCUCUUGGUGUACUGGUCAUGUGUGAUUCCAAUGACUUGGACAAGGUGCUCUCUCAGUAUCUGCUAACAAGUGACUUUCGCCUGGUGGCAAAUGAUUUGGAUGCCUUACCUUUAGUAGAUAGAGAGAAAGGAAGGUUGGUUAAGUGUGGCCCGAGAGAAAUUACUGGGGAUUUUGUUGCUCCUGAACAGCUAUGGCCUUAUGGGCCAGAAGUUGAGUUCCGCGAUGACCUCAUGCCACCAUAUGAUGAGAAGACGGACAUCUGGAAGAUUCCAGCAGUGACUGAUUAUCUCUUAGGUCACGUAGAGGGAAGUGACAUUGUCCGCUUUCAUCUGUUUGACAUUCACACAGAAUGUAAGAAGGAGAACCCAGCUAUGAGGCCUUCUGCUCAGACCAUACUGGACACCUAUAGGAGAGUCCUGGCUUUGCUUCUGAAGGAGUUGUCCAAUUCAAAAGAAAUGUUGUAAAAAAAAAAAAAAAAACUUUGCUGUUACACUGGACUUAUUUAAAGUGGAACUAAACCUAUCAUUUUCAAAUAUGCUGUCACCUUUUGCUUGUGCUCUCAGCCAAACUGUCAAACCGUCCAAUGGCUGGUGCCAUAACUGAUCACAUGCGCAGCAUCAU
Messenger RNA from Rana temporaria (common frog), 1403 nucleotides. It is a transcript of the gene POMK, whose product is annotated as protein O-mannose kinase. Gene Ontology annotation, cellular component: endoplasmic reticulum membrane. Gene Ontology annotation, molecular function: ATP binding; protein kinase activity; carbohydrate kinase activity. The record is from RefSeq and is a predicted model, not a curated record. Gene Ontology annotation, biological process: protein O-linked glycosylation; protein phosphorylation; carbohydrate phosphorylation. NCBI's taxonomy places the organism in Eukaryota, Metazoa, Chordata, Amphibia, Anura, Ranidae. The transcript has 3 exons. Bases 194 to 1246 code for a protein of 350 amino acids.